This is a messenger RNA of Silurus meridionalis, 1459 nucleotides long. It is a transcript of the gene cd2bp2, whose product is annotated as CD2 (cytoplasmic tail) binding protein 2. Gene Ontology annotation, molecular function: protein binding. Gene Ontology annotation, cellular component: U5 snRNP. The record is from RefSeq and is a predicted model, not a curated record. Lineage: Eukaryota; Metazoa; Chordata; Actinopteri; Siluriformes; Siluridae. The coding region runs from base 120 to 1274 and encodes 384 amino acids. The transcript is spliced from 7 exons.
UGAUGAUACAAAACCUCCUGGUAACAAAAUCUAUCAAGCGUAGAAGAAGAAUGCGUACUACGUCAUUUUCGUUUUAAGAGUUGAAUGGCGCAGAGGAAAUAGCCCCCAAAACACACAGGAUGUCCAAAAGGAAAGUCACAUUUCAGGAUGGGGAUGAGGAGAUCACUUUGGAUGAUGAGCUGCCGAAAAAGAAGAUGUAUGAUGAAGUGAGUGGUCCUGGCUCGAGGUUUAAGGAGAAACACUCUCUGGACAGUGAUGAGGAGGACGAGGGAGAGGAUGCAGAGAAGGACAGUAAAUACAACAUCCUGGCCAGUGAUGAUAUUGAGGGUCAGGAAAUGGCCACGAUUGACUGUGAUGAAGGAGUUCCCAUCACCCCCUUCAACCUAAAAGAGGAAAUGGAGGAGGGUCACUUCGACUCAGAGGGAAAUUACUUUAUCAAGAAAGAGGAGGACAUCAGGGACAACUGGCUGGACAACAUCGACUGGGUAAAAAUCAAAGAGCAGCCAGUGAAAAAAAAAAAGAAGGGACUCUCGGCUAAGCGUCGCCGCCGCGCCGAGGAUGAGGAUGAGGCCGAGGAGGAGAGACAGCGAGAGGAGAAACAGGAGGAGAACGAGGAUGAAGACGAGGAAGAGGAGGAGAGCGAGGCUCAGGAAGACCCGCUGGCUUCGUACACGCCGUGCCAGCUGACCGAGGAGGUGGUCAACAUGCUGCAGCCGGGAGAGACCGUCUCCGCCGGGCUGCGCCGACUCGGGGGACUGGGAGUGCGGAAGAAAAAGGGACGAGCGCGGGACGGAGGGGGCGAGGAGAAAGACGAGUCGUCCAUCAGAGACACCGAGAAGCUGGACAGGCUCACGGCGCUGGCCGACAGACUGGUGGUGCUCGGGGAAUACGAGAUUUAUCAGCAGACGUACGAAAAGCUGGCGUACAGACUGAAAAAUAUGCAGAAGGCAGGCAAACGGGUCGUGAAGGACGGGGUGGAGGAGGAAGAGGACGAGCUGGACAUGUUCGCCGAUGAGUUUGACGAGCAGCACAGCCGGAAAAAAGAGGAGCAGGAAGAGGAAGCGGAGAGCAGCUUGGUGAGCGACGAGGUGAUGUGGGAGUACAAAUGGGAGAACAAGGAGAACUCCGAGCUCUACGGACCCUUCAGCAGCCAGCAGAUGCAGGACUGGGUGGAUCAGGGCUACUUUAAAGACGGCGUGUACUGCAGACGACUGAAUCAGGAGGGCGCGCAGUUCUACAACUCCAAAAGACUGGAUUUCGAGCUUUACACGUGACUCUCCCGCCUGCUCCGUUACAUCAUAUCCAACAUUUUUUGCUGUGCGUUUUUUUUAAAUGUGAGAGAUUUUUCCCCUUUUUUCCCCUCUGUAUUUUGUUUCCCUCACUGCCAUUUGUAUCGACGAGCCGGAUUAAAUAUUUACUGUCAUCUCUUUUAAAAUAAAGAUUUCGGUGGCUGACCAGA